CUCUCUUCCGUCUGUUUUGCGCAUGUGUAGUUCUCUUUACGACUCGGCUGGCAAAGAUGGCGGACACUCAGAACGAAAGGUCCUAUCAGAAGCAGCCCACCAUCUUCCAGAACAAAAAGCGAGUUGUUUUGGCCGGUGAAGGAAGCACCAAAGAAAAGCUCCCACGUUACCACAGGAACGUCGGUUUGGGCUUUAAAACCCCCAGAGAAGCUAUUGACGGCACUUACAUUGAUAAAAAAUGCCCCUUUACCGGUGAUGUCUCCAUCAGAGGCCGCAUUCUUUCAGGUGUGGUGACCAAGAUGAAGAUGCAGAGGACCAUCGUCAUCAGACGUGACUACCUGCACUACAUUCGCAAGUACAACCGUUUUGAGAAGAGACACAAGAACAUGUCUGUUCACCUAUCUCCCUGCUUCAGGGAUGUGACUGUUGGAGACAUCGUCACUGUCGGGGAGUGCAGACCUCUCAGCAAGACGGUCAGGUUCAACGUCCUGAAGGUCACCAAAGCAGCCGGAGCCAAGAAGCAGUUCCAAAAGUUCUGAACAAUUCUGGGUUUCGCUGCAUUGUCAUGACUUAAAGAAUAUUAAAUCAGUUCUUUACA
Trichomycterus rosablanca is the source of this 598-nucleotide messenger RNA. RefSeq names its product ribosomal protein S11 (gene rps11). The record is from RefSeq and is a predicted model, not a curated record. Gene Ontology annotation, molecular function: structural constituent of ribosome. Gene Ontology annotation, biological process: translation. The transcript has 5 exons. The coding region runs from base 57 to 539 and encodes 160 amino acids. Lineage: Eukaryota; Metazoa; Chordata; Actinopteri; Siluriformes; Trichomycteridae. Gene Ontology annotation, cellular component: cytosolic small ribosomal subunit; ribosome.